Odocoileus virginianus texanus is the source of this 1363-nucleotide messenger RNA. The record is from RefSeq and is a predicted model, not a curated record. NCBI's taxonomy places the organism in Eukaryota, Metazoa, Chordata, Mammalia, Artiodactyla, Cervidae.
UCCAGAAACACCUAUUUUUCACUCUGGGGGUCAUAUACGGAUUUGCUUUAGCACACGCAUUAAAAUGCACAGAUAAACAGGCUUUAAUUUAAAGCCACGGAAGCACAUGUACGGGCUGUCUGUCCUCUCCACGGCCAUGAAGAAGACGGGGGGGGCGGAACCCCUCCUUGUUGCCGCUCCACCGAGUGGCCGCGUCCAUUCUGUGCCGAUGGUCGGAUUUAAGGGGUAGGGAAAAGUUAGCUUUAGGGAUCGCAGAACGUGGUGACCCCCAUGGCCCCGCUCGGAGGCGUACCGGGGCUGGUGCUGCUGUUCAGCGGGAAGAGGAAAUCCGGGAAGGACUUCGUGACCGAGGCGCUUCAGAGCAGGUUGCAGAACAGAAGGAGCACUGGGUGGCCAGAAGUGGAGGAUUGUCACAGUCAGGAAAAACAGCAGUAUACACACGCCCACCUCAAAGAACCAGGCGGCCUCCUCUCCAAAGAGAGGUGGCUAGGGGCUGACGUGUGUGCUGUCCUUCGGCUCUCCGGUCCACUCAAGGAGCAGUACGCUCAGGAGCACGGCUUGGACUUCCAGAGACUCCUGGAUGCCAGCACCUACAAGGAGGCCUAUCGGAGGGACAUGAUCCGCUGGGGUGAGGAGAAGCGUCGGGCUGACCCAGGCUUCUUCUGCAGGAAGAUUGUGGAGGGGGUCUGCCAGCCUGUCUGGCUGGUGAGUGAUACACGGAGAGUGUCUGACAUCCAGUGGUUUCAGGAGGCCUAUGGGGAUGUGACACAGACGGUCCGUGUGGUGGCCACAGAGGAGAGCCGGCAGCAGCGGGGCUGGGUGUUCACACCAGGGGUGGACGACGCUGAGUCAGAGUGUGGCCUGGACAACUUUGGGACCUUCGAUUGGGUCAUUGAGAACCACGGGGAUGAGCAGAGCCUGGAGGAGCAGUUGGAGCACCUGGUAGAAUUUGUCCGCUCCAGACUUUAGCCGGCAGGUUCUCGGAGCAAGCCGGGGCCGCUGGGGUGAGGGUGGGCUGACUGUGACGGACAUGCGGUUGCUGACGCUGGCCAAGGUUGGGGAGCAGACAGAGGGCCUGGGUCAAGCUUUCUGGGGGCUGAUAGAUGUCAGACAAGAAACCGCCAGGGACCUCAUUUUGUCGUGAAAAGGACAGCCCUGCCUCUUUACGAGGAGACUUAAAGGGCAGAGGGAGGGAAUUGGCUGUGUUUGAAGCAGAAGCGUCACCAUUUCCACAGGCACCAGGCCUGUCAGUCGGGGGUGGCUGUGAUUCCCUGACUGGAUGUUCUCAGCCCCUUGUUCUGAGCAGGAGCCUGGGGCUCCCCAGUGUGGAUAUAAUAAACCUCUCUGGAGCACCUGCUCAGAA